This is a messenger RNA of Fundulus heteroclitus (mummichog), 4860 nucleotides long. RefSeq names its product titin. The record is from RefSeq and is a predicted model, not a curated record. Gene Ontology annotation, molecular function: protein binding. NCBI's taxonomy places the organism in Eukaryota, Metazoa, Chordata, Actinopteri, Cyprinodontiformes, Fundulidae.
CCUGCGGUGGGCGGGGCUUAGGCGGGCUGACAGAAACAACUGUCGACCUUUGAGCCUCGCACAGACUGCAGAAACCGAACGGAACCGAACCGCAGCAUGGCCACGGACUUCACCCAGGACGCGGUUCUGGUCUUCCUGCAGAGCUGCGGCGGACAGGUGCGCAACUCGGACCUGCUGGUCCACUUCAGGCCUUUCCUGCGGGGACAUCCGGACCAGGUCCGGAACCGAGAGCUCUUCAAGAAGUUCGUCAACUCCGUGGCGACCGUGACGAAGAUCGACGGAGUGUCCAGCGUGGUCCUCCGGAAGAAGUUCAAGGGACAUGUCCCCGGUGCCGGAGCGGGCCCAGACUCCCCGGAGCCCCGCGGAACCAGCCCGGCGCCCAGCCUCGCCGCUCCGGGGGACAGCGAGAGGAAAGCCGCCCUGCCUGCGGCGGGGAUCGUGGCGGCGGAGAGCGGUGCUUACCUGAGACAGGUGGAACACCUGAGACAGGUGGAACACCUGAGUCCCGAACCUGCAGGUGGACCCAGCCAGGUAGGGAACCAGGACCCGGAAAUCUCUGAGACUCCCGUCUCUGAUCCGGGCAAACCGGGACAGAACCGGCUGGGUUCGGUCCCUGGUCCCGGUGUUCCAGCUGUGAGACACCAGGACUACGUCCCAGAGUCCAUCAGAGGACAACAGAACCCCAUCCCUGAGUCCAUCAGAGGACAACAGAACCUCAUCCCAGAGUCCAUCAGAGGACAGCAGAACCUCCAUCAGAACCUCAUCCCUGAGUCCAUCAGAGGACAACAGAACCUCCAUCAGAACCCCAUCCCUGAGUCCAUCAGAGGACAGCAGAACCUCAUCCCUGAGUCCAUCAGAGUACAACAGAACCUCAUCCCUGAGCCCAUCAGAGGACAACAGAACCUCCAUCAGAACCUCAUCCCUGAGCCCAUCAGAGUACAACAGAACCUCAUCCCUGAGUCCAUCAGAGGACAACAGAACCUCCAUCAGAACCCCAUCCCAGAGUCCAUCAGAGGACAACAGAACCUCAUCCCUGAGCCCAUCAGAGGACAACAGAACCUCCAUCAGAACCCCAUCCCUGAGUCCAUCAGAGGACAACAGAACCCUCGGGACGUCCUCUCAGAACCCACCACAGGACAUAUUGUCAGCCGCCAGGACUUUGUUCCAGACCCGGCUGAAAGAUGGGACACCAGACAUCACGGAACCGUCUCAGAACCCAGUAGAGGACACAUCGUUAGCCGCCAGGACUUUGUCCCGGAGUCCGCCGAAAAAUGGGACGCUUCCCAUCACGGAACCGUCCCAGAACCCACCACAGGACAUAUUGUCAGCCGCCAGGACUUUGUCCCAGACCCGGCCGAAAGAUUGGACACCAGAAAUCACGGAACCGUCUCAGAACCCAGCAAAAGACACAUCGUCAGCCGCCAGGACUUUGUCCCGGAACCAAUCAGAGAACAGAACGUCCCUCGUCACAGUCCAGUCCCCGAGUCCCUCAGAGGACAGAAGACAUCUCAUCAGGACCGCUUCAGGGGACACAUCAGCCGCCAGGACCGUUACCCGGGACCCGUCAGAGGACAGCAGGUUCUUCUUCCAGGUCCGUUUCCAGCACCCAACAGGAGUCCCAGCCCCGUCCCCAGACCCGGUAGAGGACAGAACAUUUCUUACCAGGACCACAGCAGAGGUCCACUCAUCUAUCCCCACAAGCAGUUCCCCCAGAACCAGGAACCGUUCAGGGGACAGCAGUUCCCCCAGAACCCGGAACCAUUCAGGGGACAGCAGUUCCCCCAGAACCAGGAACUCUUAAGAGGACAGCAGUUCCCCCAGAACCAGGAACCCUUCAGAGGACAGCAGUUCCCCCAGAACCAGGAACUCUUAAGAGGACAGCAGUUCCCCCAGAACCAGGAACCCUUCAGAGGACAGCAGUUCCCCCAGAACCAGGAACCCUUCAGAGGACAGCAGUUCCCCCAGAACCAGGAACUCUUAAGAGGACAGCAGUUCCCCCAGAACCAGGAACUCUUAAGAGGACAGCAGUUCCCCCAGAACCAGGAACCCUUCAGAGGACAGCAGUUCCCACUAAAUCCAGAACCUCAGCUGAUUCCUCAUCAGGUCCCUGUCCCUGAAUCCGUCAGAGGAAAGAAGAUCUCUUACCAGAACCCCGUUCCAGAAUUACUUAGAGGACAGCAGAUCCCUCAGAACCUAGAACCUCUUAGAGGAAAGCAGAACCUAGAACCUCUUAGAGAACAGCAGAUCCCUCAGAACCUAGAACUUCUCAGAGGAAAGCAGAACCUAGAACCUCUUAGAGAACAGCAGAUCCCUCAGAACCUAGAACCUGUUAGAGGAAAGCAGAACCUAGAACCUGUUAGAGAACAGCAGACCCCUCAGAACCUAGAACCUCUCAGAGGAAAGCAGAACCUAGAACCUGUUAGAGAACAGCAGAUCCCUCAGAACCUAGAACCUCUCAGAGGAAAGCAGAACCUAGAACCUGUUAGAGAACAGCAGAUCCCUCAGAACCUAGAACCUCUCAGAGGAAAGCAGAACCUAGAACCUGUUAGAGAACAGCAGAUCCCUCAGAACCUAGAACCUGUUAGAGGAAAGCAGAUCCCUCAGAACCUAGAACCUCUUAGAGGAAAGCAGAUCCCUCAGAACCUAGAACCUGUUAGAGAACAGCAGAUCCCUCAGAACCUAGAACCUCUCAGAGGAAAGCAGAUCCCUCAGAACCUAGAACCUGUUAGAGAACAGCAGAUCCCUCAGAACCUAGAACCUCUCAGAGGAAAGCAGAACCUAGAACCUCUCAGAGGACAGAAAAUCUCUUUUCAGGAUCCCGUCCCUGAUCCAGAACCUCAAACAGGACAGGAACCUCCUCAGCUCCAUCAGGUUCCGGCCCGCCGGUUCUGCCACAGACAGAGCUACAAAUCGGCCGUCUCCGUGGAUGAAGACGAGGAAGAGGAGGAGGAGGAGGAGGAGGAGGUGCAGAGGAGGCGGGGCUCAGCGGGGGGGCCGUGGGCCCUCAACGCUCCUCUCAGCGACACGGCCAGGGUUCUGUCUGCCUCCUCGCCCUGCGUCACCGAGUCCUCAGUGAUGAAGGUUCCUCAGAUUUACAUCCAGGACUCGGAGGUUCUGGCCUCCCAGUUCGGGCCGGGACCAGAACCCGGACCAGAACCUGGACCAGAACCCGGACCAGAACCUGGACCGGUACCUGGCGGUGCCGACGAGACGCAGUCUGCCUCCAGAGGCCGAGCGCCACGUUCAGGCGCCGCCGUCCAAACGCUCCUUGACGAAGGUCCCGCUCAGGCCUCAGAACCGGGACCGGAUCAGAACCAGAACCUGUCAUCCAGUCCGUCUGAUGGGAGGUCCUCCAGAACCUCGGGGUGGGCCGGCAGCUCCAGACCAGGCGAAGUUCUGCAGGAGUCCAGGAGAACGGAGCAGGAACCCGUGGCUCUGCGGUCCAAAGCGAAGGUACCGCUGCAUCAGUCCAUGGGGAACCUCUGUGACGACCAGCCGCCUCCGGGCCAGCUGCUGAAGAUGUACCGCUCCAGCGACCAUCUUCAUGACGACCGGCAGAUCCGAUCCGGCGCAGCGGCCAUGUACCGGUCCACAGGUGAUCUGUAUGACGACGUGGAGUCCAGCGACGGCUCCCUGGACUCCCCCCGCCUGCAGCACCGCUCAGCGGCCCGCCGGAUGAGCAGCCGCCUGAGGAACCGGGUUUACCGCAGCCUGGAGACCAACCUGGACCAGGACGAGCUCGGCGGGGACAACGAGGCCGCCCGGCGCCGACGGCUGCACCGCAUCUCGUCCUCGCUGAGCCUCCCCCACCACCUGUCGUCCUCGUCCCUGUCGUCCUGCGAGGCGCUGGACGACAGGGACGAGGGGAGACCGGCCGAGACGGAGGAGAGGAAGGACGCGAGGAGGAACGUCCACAAGGCCGGACAGUCGUCGGUUCCUCUGGAGGCCCGGGAGCACGCCUGGAUGGUGAAGGGCGCGGCGGGCGCCUGGCCCGACAUCUACGCGCUCUUCAGGGAGGACAGCUCGCUGCUCAACAGGCAGGACUUCAUCUCCGGCUUCACGGUGCUGCACUGGAUCGCCAAACACGGCGACCACCGGGUCCUCAACACGCUGUGGUACGGCGUGGAAAAGUGCGGCCUGAGCUUCGACGUGAACGCCAAGUCGACGGCGGGCCAGACGCCGCUGCACGUCGCCGCCAUUCACGGCAACAAGAAGGUCAUCUGGCUGCUGGUGAAGAACUUCGGCGCCGACGUGAAGCUGAGGGACACGGCGGGGAGGAAGGCCUGGCAGUACCUGAGCGACGCCAAGCCCGACAUCCUGCAGCUGCUGGGAGCGCCGCCCAAAGCCACGCUCGCCAAGGAGAACGCCGCGCCCGACUGGAAGCCCCAGAAGGAGCGGCGCCGCCUGCGCCACCAUUUCUCCUCGGCCUCCCCCUCCCAGAGGCCGCGCACCGUGGCCCAGAUGGUGAAGGUCAGCAGGUCUUCGUCCAUCGCUGCCUUGCUCAAACACAAAUCUCAUCGCUUUUAGGAGAACCCUCAACCUGCUGGGUUCUGGACCGGUUUUAACCCGCUCUGCCGGACCAGGAGCCUUUUCAGUUUUUAUUUUUUAACACAUUUGAGCAUCAGGGCUCUAAGGAAAGCCUCUGUUGAUGAACUGUUCUGUUGGAAUACUUUUUUAAAUUGUGCUUUUUAUCAAAGGAAACCUGAUAAUAAACGGUUAAAUUUCCGUCAGCGUCAGCAGCUAGACGAACUUUAAUGGUUAAACGUUUGAAUUAAUGUCAGGAACGGAUGUUGUUGUCUUUAAAUUAUGUACAAAGCGCUGUUCACACAUUAAAGUUACUGAUUUCUUUUAUUAAUGGAA